AGGUAGACAGAAACUCAGGCUUUCUGCUGUAAUGUCACUCGACCGACUCUCUCCAGCCAGACACUGACAGAAUUAACAGGGGAAAUGAAAGGAUACCGAACCAUCAAAUAUACCCUAUUUGUCUGUUGUUAUGUAUUCUGGGUAGCAAGUGCUGUCCUUAUAGCUGUGGGGGUAUACGCAAAGGUUGCCAAAGAGAAAGAUGUUGUCGACACACUGAUGGUAGACCCGGCGCUGGUGUUGAUCAGUGUUGGAUCUGUGAUGUUCAUGAUAACGUUCCUCGGCUGCUAUGGGGCACUGCGUAACAACAGCUGCCUGCUGAAGACAUUUCUAGGAAUAUUGGUGGCCAUCCUCUUACUCCAGAUAGCUGCUGCUGUGCUCGGCUACCUCUUUACUCACACGGUAAUGGAGAGGACACAAAAGCUGAUGAUGAAAGCUAUAGUCCGCUACAGGGAGGACCAAGACCUGGAAAAUCUUAUUGAUUUUAUACAGAAGAAGUUCCAGUGCUGUGGAGUCCAGAACUUCAUGGACUGGUCCCAUAACGUCUACUUUGAAUGUUCUGACACCAACCCCAGUCUGGAGGCCUGCGGUGUCCCCUUCUCCUGCUGUGUCCACUUACAAAACCAGACGGUGUUAAACACCAUGUGUGGCUAUGGGAUGCAGGACUUGGAGGAGAGCUCUGCUGGGGGGGACAUCUACACCGUGGGCUGUGUGGAGAAGAUCAUCUGGUGGGCCAAACGUAAUCUGUUCUUGGUGGCUGGCCUGACUGCAGGUUUGCUCUUACUUGAGAUCUGUAUGAUCUCCUUAGCUGCUGCUCAGAUCUAUAGAAUAAAGAAAGUUCAACAACAGCGGAGAGAGAAAGAUCUCAGGGAGAUGUCCUUCAGCAGGGAAAGGAAAGACAGCUACUGGUACCCUGCCUUUAGUGACUUCAAGGACGAAUGAGAUCUGCUUCAGCUAGGA
Lampris incognitus (smalleye Pacific opah) is the source of this 957-nucleotide messenger RNA. RefSeq lists its product as uncharacterized. Lineage: Eukaryota; Metazoa; Chordata; Actinopteri; Lampriformes; Lampridae. Bases 85 to 939 code for a protein of 284 amino acids. The transcript has 8 exons. Gene Ontology annotation, cellular component: membrane. The record is from RefSeq and is a predicted model, not a curated record.